Ictalurus furcatus (blue catfish) is the source of this 1897-nucleotide messenger RNA. RefSeq names its product nuclear receptor subfamily 5, group A, member 1b (gene nr5a1b). The coding region runs from base 40 to 1488 and encodes 482 amino acids. Lineage: Eukaryota; Metazoa; Chordata; Actinopteri; Siluriformes; Ictaluridae. The record is from RefSeq and is a predicted model, not a curated record. Gene Ontology annotation, biological process: tissue development; regulation of transcription by RNA polymerase II; hormone-mediated signaling pathway. The transcript is spliced from 6 exons. Gene Ontology annotation, cellular component: RNA polymerase II transcription regulator complex. Gene Ontology annotation, molecular function: nuclear receptor activity; RNA polymerase II cis-regulatory region sequence-specific DNA binding; zinc ion binding.
UUGUCGUUGCCUUCUUUCUGCUGUGUGUUGAGAGUCAGGAUGGAAUGCAUCUAUAAUGUGGAUUUGGAAGAGUUGUGCCCAGUGUGUGGGGAUAAUGUGUCUGGCUAUCACUACGGUUUGCUAACAUGUGAAAGCUGCAAGGGCUUCUUUAAGAGGACAGUACAGAACAAUAAGCGCUACACCUGUGCAGAGAGGCAGGAGUGUAAAAUUGAUAAGACACAGAGAAAGCGCUGUCCUUUCUGCCGUUUCCAGAAGUGCCUUACCGUGGGCAUGCGACUCGAAGCAGUUCGUGCAGACCGGAUGCGAGGGGGCCGAAAUAAGUUCGGGCCGAUGUACAAGCGAGACCGGGCCUUAAAGCAGCAGAAGAAAGCUUUAAACCGGGAGAGUGGGCUAAAGAUGGAGUCCAUGCCACCUGCCCUGUCAUCUACCCUGACAGACUAUACACUUAGUAGCAUAUUGCCCAAUCUGCCAGACAUUUCCUCCACUAAAAACAUCCUCCUAAACAUGCCUUCUUCCACCACAUCUACAGAGUAUGAGCAGGGCCUGUACACCCUACCUGGAUGUGCGAGCAUGUCUUCCCACAGCCCGCUUCCUUCUCAGUAUCCUUACCAAUCUGUGCCCUGUCGCAUCAUCAAAUCAGAGUUUCCUGACCACUACGCCAGUAGCAGCUCACCUGGCUCCACUGGGGGAUACACUUACACUGAUCAGACUCAGACCAUGAGCUCACCCACACCACACACAGGCCUGGACUUGCCAGCGUUGGUUUUGGAGUUUGUGCGCUGUGAACAGGAUGAGCUGCUGGUGCAGAGUAAGAUCAGCACUCACCUGGCGCUUCUGCAAGAGAACCAGAGCUCCAGCAGCAUCGAACCACUCUCAAGCUUUGGCCUAAUGUGCCACAUCGCAGACCAAACACUAUUCUUCAUUGUGGAGUGGGCACGGAGCUGCAGCUUCUUCAAAGAACUAAAGGUGGGGGAUCAGAUGAAAUUACUACAUAACUGCUGGAGUGAGCUGCUGGUGCUUGAUUAUAUCUCCAGACAAGUGCAUCAUGAUGAACACGACACUAUAUUGCUCAUUACUGGACAGAAGGUGGAUCUGACUUCUUUGCUGACUCAGGCAGGGGUGACCCUGGGUGAGUUGGUGCGAGGGGCACAGCAACUGACCCAGCGUCUUCAGGAGCUACAGUUAGACUGCAGAGAGAUCACCUGUUUUAAGUACCUCAUCCUGUUCAAUCCUGAUGUGAAGCUAUUGGAAAACCAGGAAUAUGUGGAAAACGUGUAUCAUCAGGUGAAUGGGGCAUUGCUGGAAUACACAUUGUGUGUGUAUCCGCAGCAUGUGGACAGAUUCAGUCAACUGCUGCAGCAUCUGCGAGAGCUACGAGCUCUAAGCACUCAGGCUGAGGAUUACCUGAGCUACAAACACCUCAACGGAGAGGUACCAUGCAACAAACUGCUCAUAGAGAUGCUGCACGCCAAGAGAGCCUAUGUCUGACACAAAGACAAGCUACUGCACUUGCACCAACACAAAAAUAUACCCUCAUGGUUACGCACACAAAAGCUCUAUGUCCACAGAAGGGGGGUAGUAAACAAUUUAAUCAGACCUUAAAUGGAAUACACACUGGACAGCCAUGUCUCGGAUGACUUUUUAUCUGAUUGUGUGAAGGUCAAAUAAACGUUCCUUAAGUUUUGCCCCCCAAUGCUCCUCAAAACCUGGGGUAAAGUCAACAACAAAAAAAAGUGUAUAAUUAAUCAUGUUUGCAUUUUGUGGUUGUUUGCUACCCGCCCCCUGUUUGAUAGACAGCUAAGGUACGCCUACUGUUCGAAAAGACUAUGAUCAUUCAGGGUCAAAGACUAUGAUCGUUCUAAGUUCUACUUGGAAACAGUCGUAAUGAAGAAAAGAA